AUGCCUGCGAUGGAGGAUUGCACCACCAGGACGCAAACGUCCUACCGUCGACCUCGACGGCGGCCAGCUCAUCUACGGACCAAGACUGGAUGUCUGACCUGCCGAUCGCGAAAGAAGAAGUGUGAUGAGAGUGGCUCGCCGUGCCAAAACUGCGUCCAACGCAAGAUAGAAUGCGUCUGGCCAGGCAGGAGAGCUGGACUACUGGCUCACUCUGGUGGUAGCAGCGUAUCGGCAGAGUCUGCCUCGGAGACAGAAUGUCAAGUUGUUCGUACUCAGACACCAUCUAUGAUCACCCUCUCAAAUGGACCAGCGAGCUACUCCUCCGUCCUUGCUCCUGCCAACAGCCAGCUAUUUCACUUCUUGCAAACCAUUUUCCUGCCACAGCUCAUUCAUCCUGUAACCACAGGGGCUGUGAAUGAGCUGGUAACCAGGGAAAGCCUUCGAUGGGCAUUUCAAUCUCCGUUCUGCAUGCAUGCGCUUCUCGCCUGUGCUGCCGCAGAGAUCCCUGUCAACAAUCCGCAGUACCGGCGCAUGGCAGAGUUGCACUACAUCGAGGCAGUUGCUGGCCUGCGGCAGAGCCUGGUACCAACCGCCGACUCCAGUCAAUGGACGGUUGUCCUGUGGACGGUGCUGAUGUUAUGCAUUUAUGAGCGAUCCAAACCGCAUCACUCGCAAGGCGUCGAUGUCCAUCUGGCUGGGGCGGCCCAGCUGAUUCAGCUGUACUUCCAGAGAAAAACGCCGGAUGCAAGCAUUAUUGAGACAGGUGCCUGGGCCCGCGUAUUUCUCGAAUCCUUCGUGUUUCACGUCGCGACGAGUAUACCCUUCCAGCUUACAUCUACCCGGUCCACUACGAUCGACUCUGCCUUUGCUCUUGCGAAAAGCAUCCUGGAGGUUGUUUGUCGACCGCAAAUUUCCGUGGAUGCGACCUCGCCCGUCCUUGGGGUCCCUCCGAAACUGUUCCAGUACGUCUACACCAUCGCACGUAUGUACGAACGGUACCCGGACAGCGUUGAUCUCCGCCAGUGCAAAGAGUUGGAGCAGGACCUGAGACGGUGGGAUACUCUAAUGGCCGUCACAGCAACACCUGAGCUUCUUACAGGACCGAGACUGUAUGUCUUGUGUUCGCGAAUCCUUCUCAAUCGGCUCCUGAAUCUCGACAAUCGAACCGACGAUCUCGUCGUCAGUGAGCUUGUCUCACAAGCCAUGGUCCUUGUGACCCAACUGCAGCCAGCACUAGAUUACUUCGCCGAGUACUAUAGUUGGCCAUUUCUGGUGCUCGGGACCUGUGCGGAGAAGCAGUCACACCGGCAGAUAUUGCUGUCACAAAUCCAAGGGUUCUGGCAGGCGACGAAUAAUGGCACCAUGAAACGUCUGGAGAACAUGCUGACAGCCCACUGGACUGGUGGGGAGUCAACCUCCAAGGCUAACUUGUGGUUGAUCUGA
This is a messenger RNA of Aspergillus fumigatus Af293, 1443 nucleotides long. Its product is annotated as putative C6 finger domain protein. Gene Ontology annotation, biological process: positive regulation of transcription by RNA polymerase II. The coding region runs from base 1 to 1443 and encodes 480 amino acids. The transcript has 3 exons. Gene Ontology annotation, molecular function: DNA-binding transcription factor activity, RNA polymerase II-specific; zinc ion binding; transcription cis-regulatory region binding. Gene Ontology annotation, cellular component: nucleus. The record is from RefSeq and is a predicted model, not a curated record. NCBI's taxonomy places the organism in Eukaryota, Fungi, Ascomycota, Eurotiomycetes, Eurotiales, Aspergillaceae.